GUCGAUUCCUGCUCUAAAAGAGGAAGUGGCCAAGUGAACGCACAUUUUUGCAGUCUUAACAUAUUACCGAGACGCCCUACUGGCAUUAAAGGGGACCAUAAAGAGCAUCAACGUGCUUGAGCACGUUCGACACAGACAACAAUAUACAACUUUGAUGUGCACAUUGGCACGCUCCUAAAAAAAAUUUGACAAACGGUUGCGUCAAAGUAGUUGCGAGCGGCCAGCCCUGGAAGCAUGUUUACGUGCGACAAGCUAGCCCACAGCCAACGAAAAAUGAUGCCUUCACCCUUCUCGAAAAGCUAGUGAGUUAGCCGCUGCAACGUUCGCAUUUUGCUAAGCAAACUGUCAACAUUAUUUGACGAUUUAACGCUAAGAAGCCUUGCACAUGUUUCCAGGGUCGGGGGUCGGGGGACUAUAGCCCUAUAGAAGCGUCGAUGGAAUGGAACGAUAACAUUAGCAUGUAUUUACUCAGCAAUUCCAAAGCUGAGGUUGAAAUAAGUAAAUGUUGGACAUUAUAGGCAAAGUCAAAAAGAGUGUUUUGGUUAUGGAGUCGCGAAAGAGAGCUCGCAGACCAUGACGAACCCUCUGCUCGCUUGUAUUAGCCAGCAACACUUUAGCUAAUGCUAUCCGCAGUUUUUGGCUAGCUCGCUAACAUAAAGUUGGCCAAUCCUCGUCUUUAAUCCGAGACUAACUGAGCCGAAGAGCACAUCCCAGACAGACUAACAUGGUGCUACAAGCUAACAUGGGGCGCCGGAUUCCCAGCUUUGAAGCUUCAGAGGAGGCAUCACUGCGUGCCCUGGAGAGCCUGAUGACAGAGUUCUUUCACAGCUGUACAACCAAUGAAAGGCAGAGAGAAAUAGAAGAGUUGCUGAAUAACUUUGCACAGCAGACUGGAGCGUGGCGCCACUGCUUGUUCUUCCUGUCCAAUACUCGGAAUGAGUAUGUGAUGAUGUACAGUCUCACGAACCUGGUCAACAAGAUGUGGAUUGGCGUUGCGUCGCAGGACAAAAUGGAGAUUCGUAACUGUUUGCCCAAACUCCUACUUGAACAGCACAAAUCUGUGCCAUAUUUCAUCCGUAACAAACUCUGUAAAGUCAUUGUGGACAUUGGUCGCCAAGACUGGCCGAUGUUCUAUCACGAUUUCUUCACAAACACGCUUCAGUUGGUCCAGUCCCCAGCUUUGGCACCUUUAGGCUUAGUAAUGCUGAAAACCACAUCGGAGGAACUUGCAUGUCCUCGAGAAGACUUGAGUGUUGCCAGGAAAGACGAGCUGCGUAAACUGCUGCUGGAUCAGGUACCGAUGGUGCUUGGACUUUUGACCGGCAUCUUGGAGACUUACUGGGACAAGCACAGCGUCAUUGCUUCUACCCCGCCACCCUCACCCACAUCUGGAGAAAGUAUGGAACUUCUGGGCACAUUAUUUCAAGGCAGCCAGUUCUCUAAGCUUCUCUGCCAGCCCAUGGCAGCACUGGACAACGAGAGUCAGCAGCUGUGCUGUCUCGUUCUGGAGUGUUUAGCUCACCUGUUCAGCUGGAUCCCUCUGUCCACGAGCAUCACACCAACCCUGCUGGCUUCAAUCUUCCACUUUGCACGUUUUGGCUGCGAUCUUCGGACAAAAGCCAAGUCGGUGUCAUUAAUCUCCUCCACCUCUUCUUCCAAUGGGCAGCUCAAUGCCGGAACAAUACCGCCCAUGUCAAACGGAGGAGGGCGACAAAUUGAGGGCAGCAAAGUGGAUCGGUCUCGCCUUGGCGUUCUCGCCAUGACCUGUGUUAAUGAACUGGUGUCAAAGAACUGCGUGCCGGUGGAUUUUGAGGAGUACCUGCUGCGUAUGUUCCAGCAGACCUUCUUUCUUCUGCAGAGGCUCACUCGCGAAAAUAAUGCUCAUACGGUCAAGAGUCGCCUCCAGGAACUUGAUGAGAGUUAUUUGGAGAAGUUCACAGAUUUCCUCUGCCUAUUUGUCAGUGUCCACUUGAGGAGGAUCGAGUCCAGUCCUCGGUUUCCAAUUGUAGAGUUUCUUGCUUUGCUUUUCAAGUACACCUUCAACCAGCCAACUCAUGAGGGCUACUUUGCCUGUUUGGAUAUAUGGAGUGUGUUUUUGGAUUUUCUUACAACAAAAAUCAAAAGCAGACUAGCCGACCGAGAAAGUGUCCUCAACAGGUACAAAGAUGCCUUAGUCCUUUUGUUGAGAGAAGUUCUGAAUCGCAUCCAGUUCCGAUACAAUCAAGCUCAAUUGGAAGAGCUGGAUGAUGACACCCUGGAUGAUGAUCAACAGACCGAAUGGCAGAAGUACCUGCGUCAGAGUCUAGAGGUUGUUGCUAAGGUGAUGGAGCUGCUCCCUUCCCAUGCAUUCUCUGCUUUGUUUCCCAUUCUUCAAGAAAACCUGGACGUGUACCUAGGGCUGCAGCAGUUUAUCGUCACCACUGGCACAAACCGGAGACUAAACAUCACUGCUGAGAAUGACUGCCGUCGACUUCACUGUUCUCUCAGGGACCUAAGUUCUCUUCUCCAAGCGGUCGGACGCUUGGCCGAACAUUUCAUCGGGGAGAUUUUUGCUACGCGUUUCACUGAUGCCCUUGCAGUGGUUGAGAGGCUUGUUGAAGUGACUUGCUACGGCUCUCAGACCAGCUUGUACGACCUGGAGACCGUUGUGCCUUCUGUACUCAAACCAGACCUCAUAGAUGUACAUGCUCAGGCCCUUGCCGCUUUGCAAGCCUACUCGCAUUGGCUCGCACAGUUCUACAGUGAGGUUCACAGUCAAAACCAGAGCCAGUUUGUCAACCUCAUCACAUCUGCAAUAAAUGCCAGUAGCCCCCUCAUCACUGCAAAGGUACCAGAAAAGUUACUGCUGUCUGCGUGUCAUUUGAUGAUCUCCAUAACCUCCACGGUGCGACCUGUGUUCUUGGUGACUUUGCCAGCUGUACAAAACGUCUUCAACCUCAUUACUGCUGAAAAUCAGACUCGCAGGCUCCCCCCAGAGGCACACUUGCUAGUGUGUCGGGCUUUAUCCAACAUGCUUCUGCUCCCAUGGCCAAAUUUACCAGAGAAUGAGCAGCAGUGGCAAACCCGCUCCAGCAACCAUGCCAACCUGUUGGCGGCCCUCACUCGGCAAUAUCGUAUGUUAAGAGAGACCGUGAACGUGACUCCACGACGACCUGAAAUGCAUGACUUGAAAGCAGUGAUACAGCAGACCUUGCCUGUGCUCAGAGAUAUUGUGGACAGCAUCUCUGGGGAAUCCACUAAAUCCCGUCAGAUCUGUUAUCAGAGUCUGCAGGAGUCGGUCCAAGUGUCCCUCAGCCUUUUCCCAGUGUUUAUUCAGCAGCCAGAUGUGACGGAUGAGAUGCUGGCCUUCUUCUUGACGCUGUUGCAGGCGUUGCGAGUCCAGAUGGGCGUUGCCUUCACGGGACAGAUCAUCCACACAUUCCUCAGCUUGUUCACCAGGGAACAGUUGACCAUCAGUAUUUUGCAGGAGGGCAGUGCAGGCUGUCGAGUGGUACAAAAGUUCUUAAAAAUCCUGCAGGUGGUAGUGCAGGAACCUGGUCAGGCUUUCAAACCGUUCCUUCCCAACAUCCUCUCUCUGUGCAUGGAGCAGGUCUACCCUGUGGUGGCAGAGCGGUCUUCUCCUGAUGUCAAAGCGGAGAUGUUUGAGUUGCUGUACCAAAUACUUCACCAAAACUGGAGGUACUUCUUUAAAACAUCCAUUUUAACAAGUGUCCAAAGAGGAGCUCCAGAAGAUGCUAUGGAAAACGAGGCCCAGUUCACGGCUGCAAUGCAGGCGUUUGGACAGUCUUUCCUGCAGCCCGACAUCCACAUCUUCAAGCAGAAUCUGUCAUACUUGGAGUCCCUCAACAGCAAGCACAAGUUGUAUCACAGAAAGCUUUUUCGGACCUCCAUGCUCUUCCACUUCAUCAACGUGCUGCUGCAGGUCCUUCUCCACAAAAGUCACGAUCUUCUCCAAGAGGAAAUUACCCUGGCCAUUUACAACAUGGCCUCGGUCGACUUCGACGCCUUCUACUCUGCCUUCAUGCCAGAGUUCCUCAAUGGCUGCCAGGGUGUGGACACCAACCAACGCGCUGUCCUUGCACGCAACUUCAAGCUAGAACGGGACCUUCCUUCAUUCACUCAAAGUGUGCAGCGGCUGGUGAACGACCUUCGCUACUACAGACUGUGUAAUAGCAGCCUGCCCACUGGCACUAUUAAGCUUUAGCGUGACUGAACCACUUGACAGCUCGACCAGGACGUCCAAGGACCACCUGCGCUGACCACUUAACUCAACACUCCAAAUUCAAGCUUUGGAUCGUGAGUUCAAGGCUUUCGGAAAGUUGAGGAUGCUGCUGUCUCUUUGAUUUCUACUGUAGACAUUUGGCACAUUGUUGUUGUUUUUAAACUAGUGCCCACCGUAUUUGUCGCCAAUUGGCAGGAACUGUAUAUCUGGUCUGCAGACCCGGACCAGUCUGAGCCAGGCCUUCUUUUCCACGCCUCGGCCACAAAGCCGAGCUGGGACUGAGCACUUUCAACUCAUUUUGAGUUUUUGAAAAAUGUCUGCUUUUAUCCAUUUUUUGCCUUCAGGUUUUUUCAUCUCCAAAGGAGACAGACUCAACUUAAGAUCUUUCAUAUCAUUCCAUUAUGAAAAGGAGAAAACUUGCUUCAUUUAAUAAAUUGUUUUUUAGUAAAAGUUCAA
Molecule: messenger RNA, 4678 nt
Organism: Nerophis ophidion (straightnose pipefish)
Lineage: Eukaryota; Metazoa; Chordata; Actinopteri; Syngnathiformes; Syngnathidae
Gene: xpo6
Product: exportin 6
Exons: 25
Coding region: 725-4204 (1159 amino acids)
Biological process (GO): protein export from nucleus
Molecular function (GO): nuclear export signal receptor activity; small GTPase binding
Source: RefSeq, a predicted model, not a curated record